AUGAGGGCCCAGACCUUGGAGAGAGUCGUGAUUAUUAGCCCCGGAAAUUCGAAGCCGGGCAGGGUGCCCAUUUCCAAAGCAGAGACCCGUCACUGGACCGGAAGCAAAUUUUCCAGACGAGAGCGUUUCUUCCAGGUUCCCUCUCUUCCGGCCCAGGGCCCUGGACCCUGCACCCAGAGCUCUGCCUGUGGCACAGCCCCGCAUUUCCGGAGCCUGCGCCCAGGGACCCAGCAGGGGCUGGUCCCUGGGGAAGGCCUAGUUUCCUCUUCCUUCCUGUCCGUGCCUCACCUCCGCCGGCCCCUGCGGCCGCCGGGAGCCGAGCACGGGAGAGGAAGAGGGCACCCACCUGGUCGUUGUCACAUGCUGCCUCGGCCCAAGAGGCCCCUCCAGGUCGCGGGCGCCGCCGCAGUCCCCCGCGCAGGCCCGGCCGCCCCAGCCGCGGCCCGCCCGAGCCGCCCGGACGGAGGGAGGGACCGGGCUCUCCCAAGGAAGUUUCAGGUCUUCACCUGCGGGGACGGAGCCACGCUGAGCCUCUGCCUUCUGUUUGCACCUUUGGGUUUGCCCGACUGGACCGGCACCUGGGAUUGUCGUCUGUGCCUUUGUCUUGGGCAUCGGUGUUGAUUUCUCUUCCUGUCUGUCUACCUGUG
Molecule: messenger RNA, 647 nt
Organism: Oryctolagus cuniculus (rabbit)
Lineage: Eukaryota; Metazoa; Chordata; Mammalia; Lagomorpha; Leporidae
Source: RefSeq, a predicted model, not a curated record